Bombina bombina (fire-bellied toad) is the source of this 423-nucleotide messenger RNA. Its product is annotated as nicotinate phosphoribosyltransferase-like. The transcript has 3 exons. Lineage: Eukaryota; Metazoa; Chordata; Amphibia; Anura; Bombinatoridae. Gene Ontology annotation, biological process: NAD+ biosynthetic process. Gene Ontology annotation, molecular function: nicotinate phosphoribosyltransferase activity. The annotation marks the transcript as partial. The record is from RefSeq and is a predicted model, not a curated record.
ACCCUGCAGCCGGCAAACGGCCAUGAAGCUGAGGUGGAUAUUCUGUUGCUUGCUCUAACCUGGCUGGAGAAGGUGUGUGACCAACUGAGGGUGAAAAAGGAAGAUACAAACCCCGGGGAGCUGGCAGCCUUUGUGUCCUAUGCUGUGGCCUUUCCACAUAACUUCCUGGUAGUGGUGGACACCUACAAUGUGAUGAUGAGUGGCAUUCCCAAUUUCUGUGCGGUUGCACUGGCCCUGUCGGAACUUGGGUACCAAGUAAAAGGAGUGCGCUUAGACAGCGGGAACCUGGCCCAGCAAUCUGUGGAAAUCCGGAAAAUCUUCUUGGAUUGUGCUUCAUACUUUAAUUUCCCAAGCUUCAAGAAUUUAUUUAUCGCAGUCAGUAACAACAUCAGUGAGAAGAAUCUGAAGCAGCUGGCGCAGGAG